AUGCACCUUUUCAAUUCCCGACUGGUAUUAUGGGGGAUUUAUUCCUUGCUCAUUCCCCAAAUCACCGCUAUUCCGGUCCCGGAAGAGAAUCUCGACCGUUCCCCAAUUGACGCUGGGGGUGAACUGGUUCCAGGAGACUCCGACAAUGGCUCGUCUUCUCUUGUUCGUCGUGCCGAAACCGCACCGCCCAGGAGCCGCUGUUAUGAUGAAGUUCAGAAACUCCGCGGCGUGCCCAAAUAUGUAUUCCCUACUGACGGUGGGGACAGCGGAGAGCUGUCAUUGAGGAGCAGACUGGGCGGGGGAGGUCAAGGAACAGUCUACGAAGCCCAAAUGGUGCUCUACAGAAAGAACAGAGAUGAUUCCAUACGCGACGUGGCAGUCAAGAUAUCAGGAGGAGGUCGCGAUGUGGAUCAGUCCCUCCUUGCCAACCGUAUCCGCAGUGCUUAUGUCUUGCCGAACCUGAAAAUAGCAUGGGAACCAGAUCUGAAGCAAUCGGUGGUGGCGAUGCCCAAAGCCGAUUACGAUCUGCUCACAGCUCUAUCACGAAACUAUCGAAUCAGCAAGAGCCGCGCGCUGCGGGAUGUUGGACAGGGACUAGUCGACGCUCACGUUGCGGGCGUUGCUAAUCGGGAUGUGAAGCCCGAAAAUGUGGUUUUCAUAAAUGGCAAGGCCAAAAUAAUUGAUUGGGGUCAUGCUUUGGAUGUGGCUGCAGCAGAGGGGCAUCGACAAUACAGUGCUCCAGGGACACCCGGUUAUAGCGCUCCAGCGGAUGCUUAUUCGUUUACGAUGAUGUGGCUGGUUGCCGAUCAAUGGCAAGUUAUGCAGGAUCGUGCUACACACGACGACUUCUGGAAAGAAACAUUGUCUCAAAGAACAAAAGAGGGAGUUCAAAUUGGCCUGACUGCUGAGAAGAUGGACGACCUUUUAUAUGAUAAGUUUGAUCGAGGCAAGAAAUACUUGGCUCGCGAGAAGAGGAAGGUGAUGAAAUACGGGUUAUGCAGGCAAGGAGAGCGUUGGAGAAUGCCACAACUCCUCGCCGAAUACCGUCGUGUUACCGGAACAUAA
This is a messenger RNA of Penicillium alfredii, 1065 nucleotides long. RefSeq names its product FMP48-like protein. The record is from RefSeq and is a predicted model, not a curated record. Gene Ontology annotation, molecular function: protein kinase activity; ATP binding. Bases 1 to 1065 code for a protein of 354 amino acids. The transcript has 2 exons. Gene Ontology annotation, biological process: protein phosphorylation. NCBI's taxonomy places the organism in Eukaryota, Fungi, Ascomycota, Eurotiomycetes, Eurotiales, Aspergillaceae.